Messenger RNA from Nymphalis io (European peacock), 813 nucleotides. RefSeq lists its product as uncharacterized. The transcript has 6 exons. The coding region runs from base 1 to 774 and encodes 257 amino acids. The record is from RefSeq and is a predicted model, not a curated record. NCBI's taxonomy places the organism in Eukaryota, Metazoa, Arthropoda, Insecta, Lepidoptera, Nymphalidae.
AUGAAAUUAUUGUUAGUUUUCGCAUUAUGCGGUUUUGUGGCAGCCGCUCCAAAUGUCCAGAAACAUGAAGUUAUUGUUGUGGAAAAUUCAUCAAAUGAGAUAGAAAAUCAGAACUGGAUGGUAGAUGCACUAAUUAAUCAACUGAUCAACAUUAUUCGUUCGUUAAUUAAUAAUGGCAUCGGAAUCAUUGGCAUACCACCACUAGAUCCUCUGACUUUAGACAACUUCCAUCUAUUAAUACCCGCUGGGCUUAUCAACCUAGAUUUGCAGUUGAAGAACAUCUUCGUAGGCGGCUUAGGCAAAUUUGUGGUUCACAAAAGCAAACUCAAUCUGAGAGAUCUCUCAUUCGAUGUCGACAUUUCUGUACCCCGACUAGAUAUCAAGGCUGGACUAUACAAUCUAACUGGAGAUCUGUUGACCGCAAUUCCUAUUUACGGAAAAGGAAAAGCCGAGUUUGUAGUCGAGGACUUUAGAAUAAAAGCGAUAUUUUUCUUAAAACAGUCGGAUAACGAAAAAUCUGUAAUAAUUGAUCGGAUUGAAGGAGCAACAUUUGAAAUCCCGUCUUUUAAGUCCGAUUUGGAUGGAGUAAUCGGUGGAGGUGACAUAGACACUAUUGUGAACGCGAUCGUGGAAGAAGUUCUCGUGGGCUAUGUGAAUCGCUUCCGUGGUGCCAUCUCUAACAUUGCGGCCACACUAAUUAUCGUCAUCGGAAAUCCAAUUUUAGAACUUUUCGAUACCUGGCAAUUAAUCGCUUCACUUCUGCCUCGGCCUUAAUUAAUAUUUACUUGAUAUUAAAUUGAAAUUCAUAAAUUC